This is a messenger RNA of Sarcophilus harrisii (Tasmanian devil), 7320 nucleotides long. It is a transcript of the gene MVB12B, whose product is annotated as multivesicular body subunit 12B. NCBI's taxonomy places the organism in Eukaryota, Metazoa, Chordata, Mammalia, Dasyuromorphia, Dasyuridae. The transcript is spliced from 10 exons. The record is from RefSeq and is a predicted model, not a curated record. Gene Ontology annotation, cellular component: late endosome; ESCRT I complex. The coding region runs from base 344 to 1336 and encodes 330 amino acids. Gene Ontology annotation, biological process: virus maturation; regulation of epidermal growth factor receptor signaling pathway; viral budding.
CUGCCGGCACGGCCUGGGCCGUACUACUGCCCGGUUGCGGCGGGCCCUGGCCCGGCGGCGGCGGCGCGGGCUCCGGACGCAGGGGGCUCCCGCUCCCCUCCUCGGUCCCUCCUCCCUCCCGUUCGAGCCCCGGCGCCGGCGCCUCCCCCGGAGCAUGUGUCAGAGCCGGGGCGGCCGGGAGCCUGCCGAGCCUCCGCCGCCGUCUCCGCCGGGGCCCGGCCCCCGCCGCCGCCGCCGCCGCCGCCGCCGCUGCCGCUGCUCCUCCUCCUGCGGCCGCCGCAGCCGCUGCGCCCCGCGGUGAGCAGGCUCCGCCGCCCCGGCCCGGCCCGGCCCCGCCCGGGCGAUGAGAAGCUGCUUCUGUGUGAGACGGAGCCGAGACUCGCCGCCGCCGCCACCGCCACCGCCACCGCCGCCGCCGCCUUCUCAACCGCCGCCGCCGCCGCCGCCUCAGCGGGGAACAGACCAGUCCAUCAUGCCUGAAGUCAAAGACCUUUCAGAAGCCUUGCCUGAAAUGCCAAUGGACCCCAUUACAGGAGUUGGAGUGGUUGCUUCUCGGAACCGGGCACCCACAGGCUAUGAUGUAGUUGCACAGACGGCAGAUGGUGUGGAUGCUGACCUCUGGAAAGACGGCUUAUUUAAAUCCAAGGUUACCAGAUACCUGUGUUUCACAAGAUCAUUUUCUAAAGAAAAUAGCCAUUUAGGGAAUGUAUUGGUGGAUAUGAAGCUCAUCGACAUAAAAGACACGCUACCUGUAGGCUUCAUCCCAAUUCAGGAGACUGUGGACACACAGGAAGUUGCUUUCAGAAAGAAGAGGCUUUGUAUUAAAUUUAUUCCUCGGGAUUCAACUGAGGCAGCAAUCUGUGACAUCAGAAUCAUGGGCCGUACAAAGCAGGCACCUCCUCAGUAUACAUUCAUUGGGGAACUGAACAAUAUGGGAAUCUGGUAUCGAAUGGGCAGAGUUCCGAGAAAUCAUGAGUCACCUCAACCCACAACUCCUUCCCCAUCAUCAGCUUCAACACCGGCCCCUAACCUUCCAAGGCAUAUCUCCUUAACACUUCCUGCUACCUUCAGAGGUAGGAACAGCACCCGAACCGACUAUGAGUACCAGCACUCAAAUUUGUAUGCCAUUUCAGCUAUGGAUGGAGUGCCUUUUAUGAUUUCAGAGAAGUUUUCUUGUGUUCCAGAAAGUAUGCAGCCCAUUGAUCUCUUGGGGAUCACCAUCAAAUCUCUGGCAGAAAUAGAGAAAGAGUACGACUACAGCUUCCGGACGGAGCAGAGUGCCGCCGCCAGACUCCCGCCCAGCCCCACUAGAUGUCAGCAGAUACCGCAGUCCUGAGGACCCGGAGCCGGCGCAGGAGAGCUGCCCAGCACACUCACACCCUCACACACACACACACACACACACACACACACACACACACACACACACACAGAUACUACUGAAAGGGGGAGACAGCCCCAUCCCAAAGCUGAGGAGUGUUUCUGGCAACAUUUCUCUAAGCCCUGCCGUGGACCUUGAAGGACCCUUCUUUAAAAAAAAAAAAAAGAAAAAGAAAAAAUAUUGCCCUUCCUUCAUCACACACUUUCACAUGGUGAGGGUGGGAGGGCGAUGAGGCACAAUUGUUUGUAUAUGAUGGUUUCUGGAAUUUUAAAUUGUAAAAUUAUUUUUCAUCUGCUUAUCUAAUACCUCCCCACCCCUAUCCUGAAGCCAUCCUGGGAUUUUUUUUUCUUUCCAUUUGCCAGAGUGAUCAAUGGCCCCUUAAAAAACAAAAACAAAAAGGAAGGAAAGAAAAGGGGGGGGGGCGGAAUCUGUGUAACACAACAUAAGCUGCCCCUUAGGGAGUCCCUCUGGGGUCCAUUGGUCACUUGGUUAAACUGGUCACAUACUAGAAGUGUCCUGUGACUGAGAGUUUGGCUAAUGUCGGCUCUGGAGUGUUCCACCGAGUGCUUAACCUGAGAGCACAUGCGCAGAAAUGCCAUUGUCUGCGGCUGACUUUUCCAGGGGCUGGUGAGCCUGCGCCAGUGCCUCCGCUGCUUUGGUGACAUAGCCUCAAGUGGCCCGUUGGGAAAAGUCCCAUUUGGCUCUCAUCAAGGUCCCGCCGGAAGAGCAUCUCUGCACCAGGGUGCCCCGAGCACGCUGGCCUGGGCGGCUCCCACUGACAGUUCUCUGGAAACGCCGGUGACCUUGGGGCCCAGGAUGGACUUGUUCGGUCCUUGAGAAAGGGCGGCUCCCCGCCAGAGAGGUGGGUAUUCUGGAGAAGAGCACGAGAGCGGUCCUGAGCUGUUGGGCUGCAGGUUGGGAGUCGGCUGCCCGUUUGUUGCCCACCUGUUCGUAGUACCUCACUGGGUCCACUCUCACUCGCCUGGUUGGAUGCUGCCACGCAGCGAGGAGAAUGCCCCCUUUCCCUCCCAGCCAAGCACUUCCUGGAGGCCUCUUGCCCUGAGCACACACCCUGCCUGCCCCCUCCAGGGAAGCGGGGCCUCAGCAUGGGGAUUCCCAAGCCAGGUGCAUGUCUGAACGAUGCUUCUUCAUGUGACAGGCCACUCCAACAGCCCAGUGGGCCUGUGCUGCUUUUCUACACCCUACCAAACUUUGGGCAUGAACUGGAACUUCCCACGAAGGACUGUGGGAGUCUGGGCUUUUUGAACAGUCCCAGUGGUCCCGCCACACAAAGAAGUGUUUGCCCCCAGAACGGAGGUUGCCGUGGCUCUUGGCUUGCUCCGAUGCACAAACGUGUUUUGCACAGCUGUGUCUGUAUCUGUUUGCUGUGGAGUAUUGUGGUUUCUUGCUUGUUCCCCCAGUUCAUUAGAGAGUGAAUUUUUUAGAACUUGUGUCACCAGAUCCUGGAGCUUUUUAAGGAGGGUGCUAAAGGGUGCCCUGGAGGCUGUGUACCGCCGCAGGUGAGACUGUCAGGAGAACCACCGUCCCCACCUCUGGCCAAGGUCCCCCAUCUGUUAAAUUAAGGGCCACGUUAGCAUCCUGAGCUUUCUCCUGGCUUCAGUCCUGACUGGGCAAAUUUUCCUUGGUAUUUUGUGGACACAUAGGCUGCAGGAAGAAUAGGAUGAGUUUCCCAAGCAAUCUCAUCCUCUCGGCUCUGGGCAUGAUGGCUUAGGUGUGACAGGGGCAACAUCGAGCAGCGUUGCUAAGAGCCAUGCCACGUGUAGGAUACAGCUGCCAGCCGGGAGGUAGCUCGCGGUGCUUCACAAAUACCUCAUGUGCAUUACGGACAAUGCAGAAACUCCUCUGCUGUCACCAAGGCAAGUCCGCAGAGACGGGGUUCUCCCCCCCUCCCUGGGCUUCCUCGCUCACACUUUCAUAUCACCCACAUAAGGUUUAAGUUUGGCCUAGAUAUGUGUGCCUUCCAUCUGUAAAGUGAAGAAAGGCAGACUGUGGAUAAGCUAAGGUUCCGUUCAGUCCUGAUUCAGUCCUGGAGAUUAGGAAGUCGGAGGCCCAGAGCAAAGGAAAUUGCCUACGAUCACCCAGACACUCUGUAGCAGAGACAGAAUUCAAACUCAGGUCCAGUCUUAUUUCUACCCCACUGUCCUUCCUCUUGCUGCACCAUGAAGGUAGCUUUUUGUAUUCAUUUAAUCUGUUGGCUCUUCUUUAAAAAAAAAAAAAAAAAAAAAAAAAAAAAAGGAAAGGAAAGAAGAAAAGAAUGGAGAGGGGCCAUAGGAACCUUCUCACGUCUUUUCACCUCAAGUGAGACUUGGAUUGAUGGAUCAUGAGAGAACCCUCUCUCCUCAACCCCCCAUCCAAUUCUGUUGAGGCUGAAGAUUAACCUAAUUUCUCAUUUUUGUUUUAUCCCCAACUCAGAAUCUGCCAGAUAUUAGAAGACCUGGCAGAUGAUAACCAAGACCCAGAGAGGUCAGAAUAGCAUGGAUAUCACUGGGCAAGCCUACUGAGUUUUGUUUUCAUCAUAAAACCAUUUUCUGCCUCUCUGGAUCUAAGGGUCAGACUUUCUUUUUUGUCCCUCCUUUCUCUGGGUCUGGGGCUCUUCCCAGGACUCUCUUUCAGUUUGUCAUCUUUACCCUUCAAGUUUCCUUUUUCUAAGCACAACAUUUUAGCACCUGUUGACCUUGACUUGUAGACUUUUAGUGCUAGAAGGGACUGCAGAGUGACUCAGCUCACCCAGCUCCCAGAGAAUUUCAGUUCUCAGAUGGACUGCAGAAGUCAGCCAAUGCCAGGCCCCUUUCUAAUUGGGGAAUCCUUUCUACAGUGUCCCUAACAAACAAAGAGGUCAUACCCUUCUUAAUAACUCUACCUGAAAACUUCACUGCUUCCCUUCUAAGCAGGCAAGUGGUUAUUCAUCUUCACCUUCAGAGAAAAGUGACAAAAAAAAAGUCUCAGGGAGCUUGGGAAUCUCCAAGUUCAUUGUUUUAUCUAAAGGGACCCUUGGCUCCUGAAGGAGAUUCCUGCUAGUUUCUAGCAACAAUGUUCUUGGAGGAAUGACUAGCCAUCAGAGAAUAAAAGGCUGGGCCAUAAUUUAUUCAGGAUGAAGGGGAAAAAAUAAGUUAAUUGUUUCUGGAGAAAUUAGCUCAGAGAGGCAAUACAGUCAGUUCAGCUCAAAAAGCAUUUUCAUAGUGCUUGAGUUUUUAUCACACUGUACUAAGCACUAACGAUGCCCCCCCCAAAAAAAGAAAAGAGAUAGAAAGGAAAAAAACAAAAGUAGCUUCUUGUAUUUAUUUAAUCUGUUCUUAUUUUUAAAAAAAGGAAAGAAAGAAAAAAUGGAGAGGAAAAAAAUUGUCCCUUUCCUGAGGGUACCUACACUCUCAUUGAAAGGCUGCUAAAUUAGGAAUUAGGAGAUCUGGGCAAGUCACUUCCUCAUUAUGGUCCUCAAGUUCCCAAUCUAUAAAAUAAAAGAGGAUCUCUUACAACCCUGAAUCCUGUGAUUCUACAGAUUCAUGCAGAGAAUACAUGCGUAUGGCCCUUUUAAGAAAAGCAUCCCCUUGAAAAUGAGUCCCUUCAGUCGGCUGAUUGGCGCUUGGCUUUGCAUGUGAUUGUACAAUCUCUCCUGGAGUUAUGGAGGCUGAGGCUCUAGAACAAACACUGGGCAUGAAGAUUUAUCCCUCAGGAAAGAUGAAUAUGGUGUAGUAAAUGGAAAACAGUGCUUGGAGUGGAGAGGAUCUGGGUUCAAAUCCUGUCUCCUUUUUAGGACAAAAUAUUUGCCCUGUCUGGGACCCAGUGCCCUCUUCCACAAAACAAUGGGAGGUAGACUAGACAAUCUCAGAUUGCUUUUAGGCUUUUCUUACGGUUCACUAUUCUCAGGCCUUCAAGCCCUCUCACCCAGAAAAGCUUUUAGACAUCAAGGACCACUUGACCACUGAACACACCUUUAGAUGAGCUCCCUUCCUGACUUUCCCCAGGCCAAACCAUACCAUCAAGGGUUUCCAGGUAACAAAUUGUUAACUAAUGUUUUCAGUAUUUAGUAUGGAGCAAGAGAGUUCAAGUUGGUGAAUUUGAGUUAACCUUGUGUUAACAGUAGUGACAUUUUUGAGACUUAACAUAAGGAAUUAGCUUCUGUAGCACGUUUACUGUGAAAUUUUUUUUAAGCCAGGUUAGGAUAAUUGUGUGGUGUCCAUAGGUGGGACGCAUUGGUGUGGGUGUUUUAGCGUGUGUAUACUUGUGUGUAUGUGUAUGUGUGAUAGACUUUAGACUACUCCUAACUCUAUCUUCUCUUUGCCCACUUAGAGUAGGAGAGGGGUUGGGAGGGCAGAUGAGCCAGUGCUCAGCAGUGUGAGCAUUGUAUUACCCCUUAUGAUGUCCCGGGGUUCUUUGUGCAGUGUAGGACCAACAUCUCACCUGGACCACUGGGAAUUUGUGGUGAAGACAACGAAUAUUGAGACACAAGUCACAAGAUUUCUCCUGUUUGCACAGUAUCCUGGGAGUUAUAACUAGAAGUAAACUUGGAGAUCAUCUUAUUCAACUCUCAUUUUAUAGAGGGGGCGACUGAGGCCCUGUGAGGCAAUUGCCAUGGCCAAAAAAAAGUAUUCAUUGGGAAACAACGUCUUGGUGAUCACCAUCCUCCCCUUGUCCUUAAGGUUGGCUUUUUGAACAACAGCACGGCUGCCAGAGCUGCUGCUUGUCUGGUAGAGCCUUGUCUGGUACCCACCCCACAGGGAAGCGGUGACUUUACAGUUGGCUUGGGAGUGGAGCAUUGGAAACGUCCUUGCCAUUGGGAAGGGUCCUUUAUCUUGGGUGUCUCCAGGUCCACAGGGGUUCUUCCACUCUUUUGCAGUCUCCCACCUCAUCUUACCCAUCAUCCUGUGGUUCCACCCAGCUACAUGCUCCUCAGCUAUGUUAUUAACCUCCCUGAAAUUACUUCAUUGCUCUUCUUUUAUGUUAAAUUCUACAGAAGAGUCCAUUUUCCCCUUAAGCCUAGGGAGACAAGAAUUGUGCUCCUCUGCCCCCACACUCUAGCUCAAUUGCAGAUCAUCCUCCAAAGCAUAAUGACCCCCUCAUUGUAAGAAUCAGGGUGGUAUACGGUGCAGAGAACACUGGACCUGCAGUCAGAAGCCCUUAGCUUUUCUGACUCUGCUGCUAACUCGCUGGGUAAUCUUGGCAAGUCCAUUUUCCUUGGUCCUUAAUUCUUCAUCAGUAAAAUGAGAUGAGUUAUGGAGUGGAAAGGGAUUAAGGUCUAGAAUCAGGAGGUUGGGUCUGCAUCCUGAUUUUGCUGCUGCUGUGUGGACAGGUUACUUUGCGGGAAGGGGCAGGGAGAGUCAGGUGAUAUUCCUUCCAGAACCAUGACCCUAUGACCACUGGAUCUCUGAAGUUCCUUCCAGAAUUUGUAUCCUAAGCUCGGGAAGCGAGGUGGGUGACUUUCUAUGCAGUUCCUAGAGGAUGUCGGACCUAAGGCUCUCAUAGACACCACCAGACGGGCGUCGUGAGCACAUCAGACCACAUGGGUUACCACUGGGCCGUUGCAGUGGAUUCAUGGGCCUGGAGGACAGAUCUCCCUGAUGCUUGAGUAGAGGUGUUCCUUAAUUCGGGACUUGAAAAGCCAAUCGUGGAAUAACAAAUUAACCCUACUCAGCUUCUCACUCUCAAUCUUACGUACUGAGAGGAACAUCUACAUGGAAGGUUGUGCCAUCUCCCACCACCGUGAAGAAAGAAGUCCCUUACAAAGUAGCCAGGCAGGGUCAAGAUGCUGUGCAUUUGUCGGGCUAUCAGAAAUGGACUAAUUGUGCAUUGAUCUCAUUAUGUUAUUACCUUUUGUAUUUAUUUUAGGUGACUCCUGUAUUUUAUAAAGGGAAGUUUCACUGUGUGAUUAUUAAUCUGUAUUCUUAAUAUAAUUUGUCAAAUAAAAGUUUGUUUUAACCACU